AUGUGAUUCAUUGAACUGCUGAUCGUAGCGGAUCUCCUAGCGAUUCUUGCGGGGAAAGUAUUAAACAAGCAUGGGCACUUCUGGAAAAAUUAUAAAGUGUAAAGCCGCCAUUGCCUGGGAAGCAGGCAAGUCACUUUCUAUUGAAGAGGUGGAAGUUGCCCCGCCGAAGUCUCAUGAGGUCCGAGUAAAGAUAAUAGCCACAGGGAUAUGUGGCACAGAUGACCACGUUCUGACUGGCUCUUUCCCUAAAGUAGAUUAUCCUGUUAUUCCUGGCCAUGAAGGAGCUGGAAUUGUGGAGAGUAUUGGUGAGGGAGUGACUUGUGUGAAACCAGGAGACAAAGUAAUCCCCCUUUGUCUGCCUCAGUGUGGAGAAUGUAGCUCAUGUCUGAAAUGGAACACCAACUGCUGCCUGAAAACCCACCUUUGCAACCCACAAAACCUGAUGCCAGACAAAACCAGCAGGUUCACCUGCAAAGGGAAGCAAAUUCAUCACUUUCUUUGGAUCAGCACCUUCUCAGAAUAUACAGUCAUGCCUGACUCCACUGUUGUUAGAAUUGACGAUGCUGCCCCUCUGGACAAAGUCUGUCUCUUCGGCUGUGGCUUUUCCACAGGUUACGGGGCUGCCAUCAACACGGCUCAGGUCACACCUGGAUCUACCUGUGCCGUCUUUGGCUUGGGAGGAGUUGGUCUUUCUGUUGUCAUGGGGUGCCAAGCAGCAGGAGCAUCCCGCAUCAUUGGGAUCGAUAUUAACAAGGAGAAGUUUGGAAAGGCUAAGGAACUGGGAGCCACAGAGUGCCUGGACCCUCGGGAUUACGAGAAGCCCAUCCAGGAGGUGCUGAUUGAAAUGACCGGCCAUGGUGUCGAUUACGCCUUUGAGGUUGUGGGAUGCUUGGAUACAUUGACAGCUGCUCUGGCAUCCUGUCACAUGGGCUGCGGCGUCUGUGUGAUGGUUGGUGUCCCUCCUACGGAUUCGCGCCUUUCCUUUGAUCCUCUGCUGCUUUUUACAGGACGCACUUUGAAGGGGAGCUUUAUUGGAGGCUGGAAGAUGAAAGAUUCCAUCCCUCAACUGGUGUCCAGUUACAUGGAGGAAGAACUGAAAACAGAUGUUUUAAUUACGCACACUUUGUCAUUCAGCGAGAUCAGUGAAGGGUUUAAUUUGCUGCGUAGUGGAAAGAGUGUCCGUAUUGUCCUGCUGUUUUAAGCUGCUGUUCUGGUGCUUUCAGCCUCACGAAGAGUGCUCGCAUCCCGAUUCUUUUUCCCAUCCUUUUUUGAAAAAAUUGUCUAAGCAAACAUAGGAUCAUUGAUGGCCUCAAGAGCUGGUUUUACUUAGCUCCAGAUGUUUAAAAAAAUCACAUCAGGCUCAGAAUGCUAAGAAAUGGACCUCAUGAACAAAAAUUUCAAAUAAACAUAGGACUAAAACCAAUCGACUGAAAGUUUAUAUAAAAUUACAUGAUUGUCAUAGGGUAAUCGUUAUUGCUUAUCUGAUAAUCAGGUAUAUUUUUAUUUCACUGCCUGUUUACAGAUUUGAUUGACAGAUUUGUGCUUGGCGUAUCAUAAGAAAAAAGUUGACAACUGUCUGUUGCCUCCUUGGGAAUUGCUCUGAGCAUUUCUUCCUUUAGACAAACCUAAACCAUUCAUUCCUAGGUCUUCAGAGAUCCUCCUUUUUUAUAAUGCUCAAACUUUCUCGUGAACUUGGGAUUAGUUGUGUAGAGCAAUCUAAUUUUGUUGGGGGCACUAGAAACCUCUAGAGAACACUAAUUUGGAACAUGUAAAGUAAACUGAUGUCUUUGAAUAGAGCAAAAGUGUAAUUCUCAUUUUGGAGAUGUUGAAAGCCUCGUUCCUGGACAUUUUUGGGAAAUGGAAAAUGAAUGAAUUAUGGAAUUCAAAUAUUAUUUUGCUGUCUUUGUUGUAAAGAAGCAACUGCUUAAUAAAUGUUC
This is a messenger RNA of Eublepharis macularius, 1937 nucleotides long. Its product is annotated as alcohol dehydrogenase 1-like. Gene Ontology annotation, biological process: retinoic acid metabolic process; retinol metabolic process. The record is from RefSeq and is a predicted model, not a curated record. The transcript is spliced from 9 exons. Gene Ontology annotation, cellular component: cytosol. Lineage: Eukaryota; Metazoa; Chordata; Lepidosauria; Squamata; Eublepharidae. Gene Ontology annotation, molecular function: all-trans-retinol dehydrogenase (NAD+) activity; zinc ion binding. The coding region runs from base 71 to 1201 and encodes 376 amino acids.